Columba livia (rock pigeon) is the source of this 3767-nucleotide messenger RNA. RefSeq names its product coiled-coil domain containing 117 (gene CCDC117). Bases 185 to 1156 code for a protein of 323 amino acids. The transcript is spliced from 6 exons. NCBI's taxonomy places the organism in Eukaryota, Metazoa, Chordata, Aves, Columbiformes, Columbidae. The record is from RefSeq and is a predicted model, not a curated record.
AUUUGCCCGCCCGCCACCCCGCCGGGCCCGGGACUACAGCUCCCGCCGCGCCCCGCGGCCGCCCGGGACUACAACACCCAGAGUGCCCUCGCCCUCCUUCUCCGAGCGCGGCGAAAGGCCUGGAAAGCAGCUGGGCUCUGGCGGUGGCGUACAGCUCCGGGCCCGGCCCGGCCCGGCGCAGGAAAUGGCAGCGCUGGGCAGAUCCUGUCAGGGCAUCCCCGCGGGUCCUGCCCUGGAGUUCCCGCAGGCCGCUGCCCCCGACCGCCUCGGCGCGCCCGGAGCCGCCGGCCACGACCGUCUGCAGCCCCCUAUGGUGAUGAUGGCGGGGAACGGAAACGACGGAGCCUCCGGUUCCCCCGGCCUGUAUCUGCAGAGCAGCUUCGACGUCGCGUCGCUGGCCGCGCUGGGCAGUCACAGCCAGGGCCCGGCCGGGCCGCCCGGGGGGUCGUGCAGCGCGGGAAUCCCGCCGGGCCGCAGCCUUGUUUCUGUUCGCUGUGGAAAGAAACAUAAGCUAGAAGAAGAGGCAGAAGGUUGUCCUGUGAGGAAGAAGAGACUGACAGGAGCCAAAAGUUGCCCUUUGAAUCCCAGCACUGAAGAAUGGAUUCUCUGUGCAGGUCAGCAGGCAGCUGGGGAGGUAGCCAGUCAGUAUGGUGGCAGCGGUCCUGAAACUGCCAUGUUAGAAAUUCCCUGUGAAGAAAUGGAUCAGACAAUGGGGGAACAGCAAUGCGAGGUUGCUCGCAGGAAGCUUCAGGAGAUUGAGGACAGGAUAAUUGAUGAAGAUGAGGAAGUUCAUGCUGAUGGAAAUGUUAGCAAUCUGCCCACUCUUAUCCUGUCAGAUACCCUUAAAAAAGGGAUGAAGAGGGAUUUUGGUGAAGUCCUGACAAAGAAAAUAAUAGAAUCUAUGAGCCGUCCGUCUAUGGAGCUGGUGCUUUGGAAGCCCCUUCCUGAGUUUCUCACAGAUAAACUGAAGCCUGUUCCUGUUAAGAACUUCAAGCAGCAGAGUCCAGAAGGGUGUCAAGCUAAGCAGCCAACACCAAGAGCUGCUUUUGACCCACAGACUGAAACGUUCCCUGAAUCACAACAGACUGCCAUGUCUCCAGACCCAUAUGCUAGUUUGGGAAUCUCUGGGUGUGCAGAAGAAGAAAUGGAGUUGUAGAUGGCAGAUACUAGACUGGAAGUGGUGAGCUUCUGAUGGUUUUUUGAUGCUGGUUUUUUUAUUCCCUCUUUCUUUCUGGUUUGAUGUGUGAAUCUGAAGUUUUGUUUGGUUUUGUUUUUUUCCUGCUAACAAUCAUAAGAAUGUGGGUUGGCCAGACACAAUUUAAUUCUGUACUUCAGUCUGUUAGAUAUUCUUGUUUUUACUGAGAAGGUAAUCCAGAGGCCUUUUGGAACAAGGAGGUAGCUUUCCAUCUUGCUUAAUGGUGAAAUAUCCUCUUAACUGUCCUUGGUGAAGUAUAAAAGCCAAACAUUGAAUGUAACUGUGGCUUAAACCACAUCGUUCACUUGCUGAGCCACUAAGACUCUGAUGCAUGUACCAUGCUUGGUCAGUUAGUUUAAUUUGAACUACAAAAAGAUAUGGAAAGGAAGAAAUACUUGAGGCCAGUUGCAGAUAGAAAAGCAAUCCCUAUGGAAAUACAGCUUUUCACACUAUUUCAGCUGUGACUAUUUUAUCUGUGGCUGGUUUGUACUCAAUGGAAACUCAAAUGUGGGAAUUUUGCAGUGUGGUAGGGAAGGAAUGUUAUAGCUCAGCAUAAGCCUCUUGCUUUUUAGAAAGUAAAACCAGCUAAUGACUUGCAAGGUAUCUGCUAACUUCAGUCAUCUUUGUUUCAUUGGCUCCUAAAUUGUGUUUGUGGGUUUUUGAUGCCCCCCUUUCUAAAUGAUGUGAAGUCUGGAGAAGAGUGGUGCUCAGCCAAUUGAUUGACAUUUCACAUUGCGCUGAGAUUCUUUGUAUGCAUCGAGUUAGAAAGUCAGUUGAAGACAGUGUAACUUUUGAUUAAAUAAAUGGCAUCCUUUAAAAAUCAGAUAACAGAUGAUUUUCUGGCAUAAAGAGGGUCAAAUGCUGAUUAUCACUUGUAACCAUUCAAGGCAGAACAUGUGCCAUUAACCUAACGUCACAUAGUUUAUACAGAUGUAUGCCAAAAGAAUUUUGUACCCUGCCUAGGGUGUUAAGGAGUCCUCCAGGAGUUAUUGCUUGUACCUUUUCUCAAUGCACAACAGUUCUGUUACACUUAAAACCCUUAAACAAGGCAGAGAAUGUCAUCUGCUGUUCUUAAGUCCAUGAGCUUUCUCAGAGAUAUCUAAACUGAGGCUUGUUGUAAGAAAUUCCUUUCCAAGUAAUAUGUUCUGGUUUGAGCCUUAGCGUCCCUGUCUGGUUUUGACAUAUUGCAAAACAUAAAGGAGCAAGUACGCAGUAAUGCAGCUGUUUGCAUCAUCUUUGUGAUGGUAUUUUUUACUGUUGAAUAACCCCUAGUCCCUAGUUUAAAUCAAGCUUCUCUUUUUGCAGUCAUUCUUUCUUUUCUCUCGGCUGACAGCAGAAGCUUUGUUCAAAGGUUUAAAUCCUGUCUAUCUUGCUGCUUUUGUCAAAGGUUGAGUGAAAUUUACUGACUCUCACUAAAAUAUUUCAGAGCUUCAUUAGAAACAUUCCAACAUUUGAACAGGUAUUGCUCGAAAACAGCGUGUAACUUUACCAUUCUGGAACUUUUCUUAAAUUGGAGAACAUGUGCAGCUCUCUCGCUAUUAUGUCUGAUUUAAUUUCAGGGUCAGCUAUAAAUCUCUUGCAUGUACUGCAUAAAACUUCUCAUUUAUUAUUAAGCUGCUGGAUGUGCUUACGAUCUACAGCCUUUGAUGUGCUACAUUGCUUGGAAAGUAAAGCAGUGCAGUUUGGAGAAAGUCGGGGUCCUGCGGGUAGAGGACAUGGUACCUCCAAAUAAUUACCUGUUUUUAAGCUUGCAGGGUUACAGUGGAAGUUCAAGUUUGGAACUGUUUGAGCUGAUAGCUCUGAAUCCUAAAUAAACCAAAAAGGAUAAAAAAUUCAAAAAAUUGAUGGAACCACCUCAGCAACACUAAAAUUGCAACAGAGGGUAUAGAAAACUGUGGGAGGCCUAAAUACAUCAAAUCUAUAUGCAGGUUUUUUCCUCAUAAAAUGGACAAAUUGCAUAUUGCAUUUGCAGAAGUUUUUGUAGAUGGCUUUUAAGCAUACUUUCUUUCCUGUUAGGUUUAUACCAAAGGUUGACUUUCAGAGGUCUGUUUCCUGUUAAUCGUUCGAUGCUGAUACAGCAUCACUGACCUGUUAUUCUGGCAUCUGAAACAAGAAUAUAGCAGUGACUAUUGACAAAGUCUACAACAUGGGGGAAAAACUGCAUCCAAGAAAUUUGCUUUAAUGGAAAACAUUUAAUUUUUUCAUCAUUCGUUUCUGCCCUUAGGAGAGGACAGGGUUGAAUUGCUUAAAUUGGUGGGUGAGGAGAGCGGGACAGAGCAGGAAUCAAGUAUCUGGGAGAGCAGAGCAAGAUUCUUGCUGUAGCAAUCAUUUGGAGAGGGUGAGAAACAACAAGCCACUGGGUGUUUUCAACUUCUGUAUUUGUAUGAAUUUCAUUUGUUGUUGGCUUCCUUAAAAGACUUUUAUUAAUGCUGUUUACAGGCAGGAUGACAAAUGUUGUGCAGUAUUAGAAAAAACUUUAUUUUGAAAUACGGAAGAUCUGAUUCUGGUCUGUCUUCUCUUGGGACCAAAUCACCCUUUGUAUAUCAGUUUCCAAUAAAUUUUCUAAAAUAUU